Messenger RNA from Encephalitozoon cuniculi GB-M1, 591 nucleotides. RefSeq lists its product as uncharacterized. NCBI's taxonomy places the organism in Eukaryota, Fungi, Microsporidia, Unikaryonidae. Gene Ontology annotation, biological process: regulation of transcription by RNA polymerase II. Gene Ontology annotation, cellular component: RNA polymerase II transcription regulator complex. The transcript has a single exon. The record is from RefSeq and is marked provisional. Gene Ontology annotation, molecular function: protein dimerization activity; RNA polymerase II cis-regulatory region sequence-specific DNA binding; DNA-binding transcription factor activity, RNA polymerase II-specific. Bases 1 to 591 code for a protein of 196 amino acids.
AUGACGAGAAAACCGACAUCAGACAGACUAUCGUCUACUAGAUCGGAAAACUCACUCUACAACCUCACCAGGAGAUUUCUAAAGCUUGUAAGCAUGUCUCCAGAUCGGAAUGUGAGUAUCCACCAAGCAUCCAUAGAGCUGAAUGUGGGGAAGAGGAGAAUAUACGACAUAACGAAUGUGUUGGAGGGAUUGGGUCUUCUGAGCAAGUGGUCCGUGAGCAAUGCAAAGUGGAUUGGAGGAAAUGUCGAUCGAUAUAUACUCGAUGGCGAGGAGAAGGAAAACAAGGAGAAUCACAGACUAGAUCCAGAGGGCAUAUUGAGGGGAGAUGAUCUGGAUGCAACUCUCUGCAGGCUCAACGAGGAGAUCUCGAUGCUUUCACAGUCGGAAAAGAAUCUUGCAAAUGCAUACGUUACGUAUGCCGAUUUGCAGCGUCUUCCCUCUCUGGACGGCAGCCUUGUUUUUGCAGUUAAGGCACCUUCGGAAACAACUAUGGAGUAUCCUAGGUAUGAAAAGGGCUUUUAUAAGCUCAAGCUGAGUUCCGAGCAGGGAACCAUAAACAUCUUCUAUGUCUCUGAUGAAAAGAAAGAUUAA